Molecule: messenger RNA, 1503 nt
Organism: Macrosteles quadrilineatus (aster leafhopper)
Lineage: Eukaryota; Metazoa; Arthropoda; Insecta; Hemiptera; Cicadellidae
Exons: 3
Coding region: 1-1503 (500 amino acids)
Biological process (GO): DNA integration
Molecular function (GO): nucleic acid binding
Source: RefSeq, a predicted model, not a curated record
AUGUCUACUAUCAAUGAGUCUUUAGGUUCCCUCAAAGCGCUAGGAUCUCCUACAGAUAAAUGGGAUCACAUCUUGGUGUACAUGAUUGUACAACGACUAGACCCAGAGACACACGAAGCAUGGGAGAUUCGUUACGGAGUCUCAACAGAACCCUCCACCCUAGAAGAUCUUCAGACCUUCAUCGAAGGUCGUAUUCGAGCCCUGGAAAGUAUUGAGUCACGAGCAACACCACCAAGCGAUGUAACGGAAGAAAUUCCUCAAAUUAAAGAAUCAGUCAAGUCUCCUGAUGAUCAAGUAUGUGAGGAACAUUAUCAAUCAACCUUUUCUAGAGAACCUUCCGGUCGCUAUCAAGUCCGACUUCCCCUGAAGGAAACAGUCAAUCAGCUUGGAGAAUCUCAAUCGACUCUGCAUAGUGGCACCCGUUGUACACUUGCAACCGUUCGUCAGAAGUUCUGGGUUGUUGGAGGUAGACCUAUCGUCAAACGAGAACUGUUAAAGUGUGUUACUUGUGCUCGUUAUCGCUCUCAAAGAGCUCAACAAUUAAUGGGGCAGCUUCCUCCUACAAGAACAUCACCAUCACGUCCCUUUUUGCACUCUGGUGUAGAUUACGCAGGCCCUUUUGUAGUCAAAACAUGGCAUGGAAAGAGAGCAAAAACCUACAAAGGUUAUAUUGCGGUGUUCAUCUGCUCGGCGACCUCAGCUAUUCAUCUAGAGUUGGUUUCCAACUACUCAGCAGAAGCCUUCAUAGCGGCUUACAAACGAUUCACCAGCCGUCGAGGCAUCUGUGCUACUUUAACGAGUGACUGCGGGACAACAUUUGUAGGAGCUGACAAAGAACUGAAAAGAUUGUUUUCCUCGUCUUCAGCAGAAUCAGGUCAACUCAAAUCCCUGCUUGCUAAUGAUGGAACUGAAUGGAAAUUCAACCCUCCUGCUGCUCCACAUUUUGGAGGUCAUUGGGAAGCUGGUGUUAAAUCAGUUAAAUACCAUCUCAAAAGAGUUAUGAAGACCCACCUACUAACUUACGAAGAAUUUUCGACAGUGCUGGUACAAAUAGAAGCUGUACUCAAUUCUCGCCCUCUCUGCCAGCUUACAGAAGAUCCAGACGAUCUAGCAAUCCUAACCCCUGCGCACUUUUUAGUUGGCGAAUCUUUAACUACUAUCCCAGAACCUAAUCAAGAAAACCAACCCACAUCAAGACUUACUCGGUGGAAAUUAACUCGCCAAAUGUUGGAAUCAUUUUGGAAGAAGUGGUCUCGGGAGUACCUUCAACAACUUCAAGCAAUAUACAAAUGGAGAUUUCCUUCCUGUUCAAUAAAACUCGGAUCAGUUGUUCUUGUUGUUGAUGAGCAAUUACCACCAUCAAAGUGGCCGCUAGCAAGAGUGACUGAACUUCAUCCAGGUCGUGAUGGACUUACCCGAGUAGCCACUCUGAGAACAUCAAGUACCUCAUUGAAAAGACCAAUAGUCAAGCUUUGUCCUCUUCCAAUUGAAGUCAGUGAUUAA